Messenger RNA from Anguilla rostrata (American eel), 3648 nucleotides. It is a transcript of the gene slco2b1, whose product is annotated as solute carrier organic anion transporter family, member 2B1. Gene Ontology annotation, cellular component: plasma membrane. The record is from RefSeq and is a predicted model, not a curated record. Bases 167 to 2110 code for a protein of 647 amino acids. NCBI's taxonomy places the organism in Eukaryota, Metazoa, Chordata, Actinopteri, Anguilliformes, Anguillidae. The transcript is spliced from 16 exons. Gene Ontology annotation, molecular function: protein binding. Gene Ontology annotation, biological process: sodium-independent organic anion transport; transmembrane transport.
CGUUAGGUUAAAAAAUCCGCCCCUUUAAAACACAAAAAAACAAAAAGAGCUCCUGGUUUCAAAUUUUUCAGUCGGUGCGGGACAUGGUGAGGGAAAACCUUGGAGUGAAAACACAUUCUGUCCUGCGACAAGACUCUCCGGAAGAAACACAAGGACCAAGGUCAUCAUGACGGCUUCCAAUCAUCGCCAGCUGGCUCCGGCUCGGUGCAGGAGCCCCUUUAACAACAUCAAGUUUUUUGUCUUCUGCCACGGCCUUCUCCAGCUGGGUCACCUUCUGUUGUCUGGCUACCUCAAGAGCUCCGUCUCCACUAUCGAGAGGAGAUAUGGCUUCUCCAGCCGGACCUCAGGCCUUCUAGUGGCCUUCAACGAGGUGGGGAACACGGUGCUGAUCGUGUUUGUCAGCUUCUUGGGGAGCCGGGUGCACCGCCCUAGGUUCAUCGGCGCCGGCGGGAUUAUCGCCGGUCUGGCGGGCCUCCUGCUGGCCCUGCCGCACUUCCUCAGCGGGCCCUACAAGUACAGCAACAUAGACAAUACUACAGAACUUUGCCUCAUCGGAAGCAGCCCUCACAAGGAACCCCAAAACUGCACGCAGAGGGAAGGCCAGGACCACCAGGCGGUAUUGCCCAUCAUGCUCCUGGGCCAGCUCCUGCUGGGCAUUGGCUGCGUACCCAUACAACCCUUCGGCAUCUCCUACAUAGACGACUACGCCGGCAAGAACAACUCCCCAUUGUAUCUCGGCAUAGUCUUAGCCAUAACGACGGCGGGUCCUGCAGCCGGGUUCAUUCUGGGGUCCCUGAUGCAACGUCUCUACGUGGACAUCGACAAGCCUGGUACGGUGGCGAGGUUGACCAAUAAUGAUCCCCGCUGGGUGGGUGCCUGGUGGCUGGGCUUCCUCGUUGCCGCUGGCUUCCUCUUCCUGGUCUCCAUACCCUACUUGUUCUUCCCUCGCGAGAUGCCGAAGGAGGAAAGCGCGGCGACCGAGCUGGAGCCGGAAGUGGAGUGCAAGGUCAAAGAGGAAGUGCCGAAAUCUGACCCCCUGAUGGACCUCUCGCUCGGCCAGUUCCUCAGAAGUUUUCCUAAAAUAGUACUGAGGACUCUGAAGAACCCGAUCUUCCUUCUGGUUGUUUUGGCACAAGUUAACCUAGCUGCCGUGGCUGCGGGUGUGGCAACCUUCAUGGCGAAGUUCAUCGAGAAGCAGUUCACAAAGACGACGUCCUUUUCAAGCAUCAUCAUAGGGGGCGUGAACAUUCCGGCGGCGACUCUGGGAGUCCUGCUGGGAGGGGCGGUGACGAAGAGGAUGCGCCUGUCCGUCAAGGGCAUGGGCCGGAUGUGCGCCGUCACCAUCGUCCUCGGCAUCCUCUUCGCAGUUCCCCUCCUCUUCCUCGGCUGUCCCUCGCAGAGCAUAGCGGGGAUUUACCCCUCCAGGCAGCAAGGACCCCUGAAGUGCAGCCAGAAUUGUGCCUGCGAGUUGGAAACCUUCGAUCCCGUGUGCGGCUCGAACGGGGUGGAGUACAGGUCACCGUGCAACGCCGGGUGCACCGUAAAAAUCGUGGAUUUCAGCAAGACGGUUAAAGUUGUGAAUUACACGGACUGCAGCUGCGUACGCGGGCCGGACGGGUCUCCGGGACACGCCGUUCACGGCAUGUGCGGCAGCCGCUGCUCCCACCUCUUCAUCCCCUUCAUCAUCAUGUCCACCCUCACCUGCUUCGUCCUGCCCAUCUUCCAGACCCCGUCCUUCAUGAUGAUCCUCAGGACAGUGAAGCCUGAGGAUAAGUCUUUUGCUGUUGGGGUGCAGUUCAUGCUAUUCAGAGUGUUGGCCUUUCUGCCAGCUCCGGUCAUAUACGGAAGUGCCAUCGACUCGGCGUGCAUCCUAUGGGGGAAGAAGUGCAAAAGCAAGACUUCCUGUCUUUACUACGACCUGGACAUGUUCCGACAGAGGUUCCUGGGCCUUCUGGCACUUUUCCUGUGUGGCGGGUUUUCCUGCAUACUGCUGGCCUACCUGGUCCUCCGACGGCAUCUCGCGAGGCAGCAGACUGAGCGGGAGAAAGGGGAAGACGCCAACGCGAACACUUCCAAACUUCUGCUGAGUGAAAGGAAGGGCAGUCCAUAAGAAUGUUGCUUUUUCUGUACUUCCUUCCAUCCAUCCAUCCAUCCAUCCCUUAUCAGGAGGUGCUGGAGCCUAUCCUAACAUGCAUUGGGCGAGAGGCAGUAAUACACCCUGAUUUUCCAGUCCAUCGCAGGGCACACACACCAUUCACUCAUGCACUCAUACCUAGGGGCAAUUAGCCUAACCUGCAUGUCCUUGGACUGUGGGAGAAAACCGGAAUACCUGGAGGAAACCCACGGAGGGGAGAACAUGCAAACUCCACACAGAAAGGCCCCAUGCUAGGAUUCAAACCCAGGCCCUUUUUCUCUACAACUUCUUAAAUACAAAUUCUGUAAAUUUCAGUUUUUUUUUUUUUGACAGCUCAACGUAACCGUGACAACUGAUGGAGAAUGUAGAUUCACAAACACUGACUUUGACUCAUUUCCCUAAACCUUUAACGAAUAAAUGCAAGUGCUGAUUUUUUUUUCCUUUCGCACAAUCAGUUUUUCAUAUUUAUCACUGCCGAACUCACUAGCCUGAGUUUGUGAAGAACAAAGAACAAACGCUUGCUUUUGUUUUUAAGUCAAAUGUUGGAACACAUGUUAAUUGACUGCAGAACACAGAACUGAAUACAAUAGAAUACCUUGUGUAUUAAUGCACCUGUGGCAAACACGCCUGCCACAGGCCACCGAAGUGGCUUUCCUUGGGGCCCUCCAGCACAGAGACACAGGAAGAUGAUGUUCCAACAGUCCAGAUUUAUUUUACGAGGGUUUGGCAAGAUGGUACAGCCAAAUGAGCAGAUCUUAAACCCUGUCAUGACAGAGAGCUUCCCUGUGUGGGUGGGGAUGGCAGAUUUAACCUGUGCGCAGUGAUUACCUCACUACGCACAGGUGCAGCCACUCCUGUUCCUGGGUCCAAUUAGCCUGGCCAAUUAUCUAAUUCUUAACCAAUUAUCCAAUUGGCCAGGUCUAAUUAGCUUGACCCAGGGCAGGUGUGGCAGCUUAAACCAGCCAUCCCCACACCACAGCACCGCUUUAACUUGUUAAUCUUUGAAACACCCUAUUUUCCACAUCUUACUGUAGAACAGUGCUGCCCAAUUCUGUUCCUGUGAAUCUUGUAGAUUUUCAUUUCAAUGCUAAUUUGGCACACCUGAUUGUACUAAUUAGUAACUGAACAAGAUCUCUCGCUGUUAAAUGAGGCAUGCUUUGUUAGAGUUGAAGUGAAAACCUACAGGAUGGUAGAUCUCCAGGAAUAGGACUGGGCAGCCCUGCUGUAGAACACCUAACAGACAGAGGUUCAGAAAGUGAAAGUCCUCCCCAGUAUUCUGUUCCAAUCACCUGAAUUUGCUAAUUGGCAUAAUUGUUAAGCCUGGAGGUAGUGAAAUCAGCUGGCUGAGCUCACGGGUGGAAGAAACACAUACCAAAACUUUUACUUUCUGACCCCUGGACUUUCCAUUUCUGCAACAGUUUUAUUGAAAAUGGGUUGCAUUACAGAAGGACUGAACAGAAACUAAAAAGCUCAAGCUCGUAAUGUGGACUGAAUUAAACCUUCCCCAAGCUAUA